Molecule: messenger RNA, 809 nt
Organism: Prosopis cineraria
Lineage: Eukaryota; Viridiplantae; Streptophyta; Magnoliopsida; Fabales; Fabaceae
Product: AIG2-like protein D
Exons: 5
Coding region: 128-661 (177 amino acids)
Source: RefSeq, a predicted model, not a curated record
ACUGAUCCGUCCUCUGUCCUCACUUAAAAUAAAAUUAAUUUAAAUUUUUUAUUUUAUCCUAUGAAACCUGCGAUUGAUUGAACUCAGAAGUAGACAGAAGCAGAGGGAGUGAAGUGAAUUGGAGAAGAUGAGUGUGGUUACUUCAGUGGGCAUUCCGAAUCAGUGCCUCCACAACGUCUUCGUCUAUGGCAGUCUCCUAGCUGACGACGUCGUUCAAGUCCUUCUCAAGCGUGUCCCUCCUUCUGCCCCUGCCACCCUCCCCGCCCAUCAUAGAUUUAGCAUCAAAGGUCGUGUUUAUCCCGCUAUUCUGCCCGUGGAGGAUGAGAAAGUUACUGGAAGGGUCCUGCAGGGUAUCUCAGAUUUGGAGUUAUAUAUUUUAGACGAGUUUGAGGAUGUUGAAUAUGAAAGAAGUGAUGUUGAUGUUUAUUUGAAGGAUAAUUCUGAAAAGCUACAAGCUCACACUUACAUUUGGGGCAACAGAUGUGACCCAAACUUGUAUGGAGAUUGGGAUUUUGAGGAAUGGAAACGAGUAUACAUGAAUGACUUCAUCAAGAUGACUGAGGAAUUUAUAAAAGAACUGGAGUUGCCGGAAUCAAAGAGAAGAAUUCAGACAUAUGAAUCUGUCUUUGAGCAAGACAAUGACAAGUCACAUGAGCCUUGAAGGCGACCAUUUGUAAAGUUAUGUGCUUUGAGAUUUGUAAUGGUCCGAUCAAUAAUUUUACUGUUCCAAUAAUUAUUGAUUUUUCUGCGGCCUGGCUCAUUGAUAGUCUAAUGAAAUAAGCUAGUUGGCGCUAGUUCCCUUUUAGAAA